AUGGCAAACAUGAGCCUGAAUCUCAAAAACGUGGACCGCCGCGACGACCCUCGAUGCCGCGGAGCCAUAGAGAACGACUCGCUCUUAAAUGAGCUUCAGUCGGACUUCCACGAGGGCGGGAUGAACACCUUGAACGCCAUCAUCUUACCAAGUGAUACAACGAGGCCGGGAAGGAGGGGCUUUUGCAUGAUGCCAACUCCCAGACAGAAUUUCUUGAUCGAGCCAGUGCUCAAGCGGGACGGCGUCGUUGUCACCAUGCGCGGGGAUGAGCUCCCUAUCGUUAUCCCAAUAUUGGCGCACGAGGUGUUCCACUGGUUCGGCUUGACCCACGUACCGUUUCGUUCUUCUUCCCCGGUAAAGGUAGAAAAUCUGAUGACGUCUUCGACCGCUGGGGCGUCGGAGCACGAUUUGAGUGAGGAACAAAAACGUGUUGCGCGGCAAUGGGGCUACAUUCGGGAUCAUGGCCAAGAGGACAGAACUGGACUUGACCAUGACGUCUCUGAUCCUCCUCCCACGGGCGUGGGCGGCACGUACGCUCCCGGAUCAGGUCCGAUGCCAGAUCCUCAGGCGGGUAACGGGCCUCCUGUCGAGGGCAACAACGGGCUGGAAGGCGGGGGCCCCAGAGCCAAGGCUACGUGUGGCGAUGCAGGUAGCGGCGGCCGUGCUCCCGAUGGCAGCCAUCUUGAGGAUGGAAACGCCGCGGGCUCUGCGGGCAACCGUCUGGGAGAUGGAGGACUGCCUGGCGGUGCCCCUCCCGUCCCCGGUGAUAAGCACCAAGAAGUCUCGUGGCUGAGCGGCCAGUAUCGCCGCUCGAAGUAA
Purpureocillium lilacinum is the source of this 819-nucleotide messenger RNA. RefSeq lists its product as uncharacterized. The record is from RefSeq and is a predicted model, not a curated record. NCBI's taxonomy places the organism in Eukaryota, Fungi, Ascomycota, Sordariomycetes, Hypocreales, Ophiocordycipitaceae.